Plenodomus lingam JN3 is the source of this 1530-nucleotide messenger RNA. RefSeq lists its product as uncharacterized. The record is from RefSeq and is a predicted model, not a curated record. Gene Ontology annotation, molecular function: DNA-binding transcription factor activity. NCBI's taxonomy places the organism in Eukaryota, Fungi, Ascomycota, Dothideomycetes, Pleosporales, Leptosphaeriaceae.
AUGGCUAUCAACCAAUAUAGAGAUUUACCUCAGAUACAAGGAUAUUAUAUCUGGCCUGUAGAUCAUGAGUACCACUUGCCAACAUACAAACAAACCAUCAUGGGGUUGGAGCCGAUCAGUGACUACUCAGAUGAUUCGGACAAUGGCCUGGUCAAUUUACAGCCCAUGCAACGUUUUAGGCACGACCAAGGACCUUUUCAUCCUCAAACACCUGUUACUAGGACGCCCUCGUCAUCCCCCAUCGAAAAGAACUACGCACAGCAAUGGCAUUUUGUAGACAUGGCGCGUACUCUGUCUCCGGAAUGUUCUUCUACCUCAGGUUUUUCAAGCCAUGCCAGUCACUGUGAGCUUCGGUCGUCACCUAUGUAUCACCCGGAUUUGUACAGUGGUUCAAAAGAGUGCCCACAAUCACAACACUCAUAUCCUUCGACAGAGCCCUUUGAAAUUGGAUCCUACUUACUAGGAACCAGUAUAUCUCAUACUGUAGUCAAUCCUCGUGAGCUUGAGAUCGAACGCCCUGUGCUACAACCAGAAGCAGGCGGCGAAGAAGUGGAAGGGAUCCAAGACGCUACAUUCGAGCAAGAGAUGAACUACAAUCAGGAUACACUUACUUCUAAUUCUGACACUUGUUCGACAAGAACACAUUAUGCGGCAUCGGGUAUCAGGCACUCAGCGCGAGACGCAGAAUCUGUGCAGCCUGUAGACGAUCAAGAAGGGCCAGCCUCAGACUCGGAUUACAACCCUUUCAAUCGAUCUUCAAAGCGAAAGCGAUCCUCUGCCUCUACCCGCGGCCUAGGUCGAGCGACCAGACGUCGUGUACAUAAGCGCAAGGAUUCAUUUGUAUCUAGCUCCUUACAUUCAACGAAGAGAAACAGACAAACAUCAAACGCUCCAAGAUCCUCCCCUAAAACUAUCAAUUCCAUCGAGGAGCGUCGGCAUUUUCCGUGUCCCUUGGCUCCGUACGGAUGCGAAUCCGAAUUCGCAUCCAAGAAUGAAUGGAAGAGACAUGUCUCUACUCAGCAUAUCAAGACUGCUUUCUGGCGCUGUGACAUCUGUGCACCAACAUCGGACCCCAAGGAUAAGGACUCUCUUUACCACAAUGACUUCAAUCGCAUGGAUCUCUUCAGACAACAUCUCCGUCGAAUGCACGCCCGGCCUAAAGACAAACUAGCCCGUUCACACGCAGACUACCCCGUCAAUGAAGCCAACCUUGCAGACCACCAGACGCGUUGCUUCAGUAAACUACGAAAAGCACCACAACGGUCGUCUUGCAUUUUCUGUCCGAAGGACUUCAGCGGGCCUAACUCUUGGGCUGAUCGCAUGGAUCAUGUAGGAUCCCAUCUUGAGAAAGACCGUAGGGUCGGCAUGAAUAUACUUGAUAUUUCCAGCUGGCGUAAAGAUCCCGGACUCGAACAAUAUCUGCUUGACGAGGGUCUCAUCAGAAGUAAAGGUGGCGAAUGGAGCAUUGGGGACGGCAGGCCGCGAGGGCGUGCUUUCGUGGAGAGUGAAGACAACUCAGGGAAACAGUAA